AUGUUUGGUUGGGACGAAAGCCGCGACGCUCACCAGCAAGUCUACCAAGGGGACGAGGACCACCAGGCCAAAUUCUCCCAUGAACUCAUUGGUGGCGCAGCCGCCUUCGAGGGCAUGAAACUCUACGAGGACCGACAACGCAGGGAAGGCAAGACAGUCAAUCACGGCUUUGCCAAAGAACUCCUUGCCGGCUUUGUUGGAGCCGAAGUCGACAAACUUGCCGAGACCAAGGGCUUGGAUGAAUAUGACAAGAUUAGGGCCAGAGAGCAUGCUAAGAGAAGCGCCGAGAACAUGUACGACCAACAUUAUGGGGACAUGGAUCAGUAUGACCCAAAUCAACGUGACCAGCCAAACUUCAACUACUGA
This is a messenger RNA of Cladophialophora bantiana CBS 173.52, 366 nucleotides long. RefSeq lists its product as uncharacterized. The record is from RefSeq and is a predicted model, not a curated record. NCBI's taxonomy places the organism in Eukaryota, Fungi, Ascomycota, Eurotiomycetes, Chaetothyriales, Herpotrichiellaceae. The transcript has 4 exons. The coding region runs from base 1 to 366 and encodes 121 amino acids.